UUUGUUUCAGUACUCUAUGUAAUUCAACCGGCUAAAGAACAUACGGUUGUUUGUAUAUAUUAUGAAAACAAUUCUUGCAAAAUAUUCAGUCUGUGGCAGGCCUCAUGUAGGGAGGCUUUUAUUGUGAUCCAUUACAAUUAUUCGUUGAAGGAUUUGUGUCCGCUAAUUUGUGAUUAAUAAAUUAGUUCGGAAUACGAUUAAUUUUAAAACAACGAAGGUGACAGCUUGCUACAAGCAAAUUGUUGCCGAGCGAAGAAAGUGACUUUAGAAAAAAGGCAAGUGGAGUGAAGUGUUGUGUUAAAACUUCAAAGUGUACCAGUGUUAGACUUUUCCAAAAAUGUCCGGUUUCGUUAAAAUCGCGAUAGACGAUUACUAUUCAGACAACAAUUGGACGACAAUAAUUAAUAAAUAUUGGAUGCUAGCGGAAAGAGUCUCAGAUCCCAGGGUACAAGGAUGGUUUCUAUUCGACACACCAAUAGCCACCUUCGCGAUGGUGGUUGCAUAUCUCGCCAUCGUUCUGGUGAUAGGACCCUUAUGGAUGGCGAAUAGAAAACCAUUCCGCAUCAAGAAUGUUUUAGUCGGUUACAACGCAGCUCAAGUUUUUCUGUCUUCUUAUAUGUUUUAUGAGCACUUAAUGUCAGGUUGGUGGGCCGACUACAGUCUCUCUUGUCAACCAGUUGAUUACAGCGACAGUGAUAAAGCAAGACGGAUGUUACAUUUGUGCUGGGUGUACUACUUCUCGAAGCUAUCAGAAUUCGCAGACACAAUAUUCUUCGUGAUACGAAAGAAGAAGAGCCAGAUCACGUGGCUUCAUCUUUACCAUCAUUCGUUAACGCCAUUCGAAGCUUGGCUUUUAGUCAAAUUCAUCGCAGGUGGCCACGGAACCUUCUCGAACAUCGUGAACAACCUCGUCCACAUCAUCAUGUACAGCUACUACAUGAUGGCGGCCAUGGGACCGCAGUACCAGAAAUACUUAUGGUGGAAGAAGCAUCUAACAACGUUACAACUAAUGCAAUUCUUCAUGGUGCUCUUCCACUCCAUAAGCGCACUGGUAUACGACUGUGGAUACCCAAAAUUCAUCGCCUCGGGCCUGAUACUGCAUUCAUCCAUCUUCAUUGUUCUGUUCACAAACUUCUACGUGCAAGCGUAUAAAAAAGAUAAACCAAAAACGACAGUGGAUGUUAACGUCACUAAUGGCUACAUUACGAAUGGACACGCUAACGCAAAUGGACACGUUUCAGUUAACCCAAUAGAUAGAGCAAACGCUUAUGAAAACAUAACCAAUAGUUACAUGGACGAAUUACAUUCAUCCGAUGCAUUCAUUAACGACAUAAAUCUAACAAACGGCUACAUAAACCAUCUCGGUAUGAAAGAAAAAGUGCAAUAAACAAAAUAGUGAUUGUGGAAAACGAAAGACUUUGUAAAUAAUUUACUUUUAAUACGGUACAAAGACUUUGUUACAGAAAUGGUUAUACAAUUAAUGCUCAGUUAAAUAUAAACAAUCGAAUUUAUAUUAUUGAUGUUCUUUGAACGUUGGAAUUGUUUUAUCUGAAACUGUUUUCAAUAAGAUUUUUUUUUUAAAUUAUAAAUGAAGUUCCGUUUAAAAACGACAAAAUCGAUAUCUAUAAGAAAUCACAAAUUAAACGAUUAUAUUUCGACUGCAUUAAAAACUUCUUGUGACGUUUUUUUGCCAUAUAAUUCAAUUAAUAAGAAUUAACGAAUUCUAUUUUUAAUUAUCAAACCAAAAUUCGAAUACAAAUGAUUUGAAUAUUUCAUUUAUAUAAAGUCAUUACAUAGAUUUGAAUGCGUUUAUCUUUUAUUGAAUCAAUAAAACUUAAACGAUUUGAUUGUGGUAAUAAAAUUGAAAACCGCUGACAAUGAUUUUAUAAUAAACGGAUUUUCUUAUAAUAGUUGUUAAGCGGCUGUUUAGUUAAACAUUGUUUUCUCUUUCUCUCAUCAUUUAAUUUACAUUUGAAAGAAGGAGACAGCAAUGUUUAAGUAACACCGCCUUAAAACUUCUAUAGGGUAAUCCAUUGAUAUUAAAGCCGUUAGUCCAGUGUGAUUUUUCUUAUUGUAUUAUAAUGUGUCUAUAAUUCUUUAUUAUUUUAUUUUUUACUAAAAUCUCUAAUGGUGCUAUCUAAUAUUUUUAUAUUAUUACGCAUUAUACUUUUUUCUUUCUAUUUACGCGACUUAAAUUAAUCUACCUCAUAGUCUUCCGUCCUCUACAUAAAAUUCGUCCAAUAUAUAGCUUUAUUUAAUCUUAGGCGUAAAUGUAAAUAUUAUAAGUAUGCGUGUGUGAUGGUCCUUGGUUCGAUUGAUCUGCGUCCCAUUUAAUAAGUUUUUUUCAUCAUAUUAUUAGGUAAGGGAUAUUUUAAAUCAUACCGUAAAUAAUAUAUAAGGAAUUAUAAUGCGACAUUUGAAAGAUGCUAUUUACAAAAUACCAGUUGAUAGAAAAAAAAAAUCGAAACUUGUAUUCUUUAACACAAACAAAUAAAUAUUCUAAAUAUAUAAUAUAACAAACGCUGCAUAAAACAUUAUUUUUAAUAAUCGUAUUAUCCAGCGUUAACAGUAUUACAAAAAAUUUUUAUCAAAAUUAAGUUAUAUUAUUGUUAUACAACUAUACGUAAUUAUACAAUGUAUAUAAUGAUGUUAUACAUAUUAUAGUUCCCGGUGGAAGUAAAUGUUUAGAAAUGUUUUAAUGUUGGCAAUUUUAUGUAUAAUAUUAAAUUAGUGUGUGCAACGUAUACCAGUCAGUUGUAGCUCAAAUAUUGUAAUUCUAUAAAUAUAUUGGAUUUAGAAUAAGAAAAUUUAAGACUAUAUUUUAAAUGUACACUUUUUUACAUAAAUAAAAUAUAUUUAAACAUCGAA
This is a messenger RNA of Vanessa tameamea, 2868 nucleotides long. Its product is annotated as very long chain fatty acid elongase 7-like. The record is from RefSeq and is a predicted model, not a curated record. The transcript has 8 exons. Lineage: Eukaryota; Metazoa; Arthropoda; Insecta; Lepidoptera; Nymphalidae. Gene Ontology annotation, cellular component: endoplasmic reticulum membrane. Gene Ontology annotation, biological process: fatty acid elongation, monounsaturated fatty acid; fatty acid elongation, polyunsaturated fatty acid; very long-chain fatty acid biosynthetic process. Gene Ontology annotation, molecular function: fatty acid elongase activity. Bases 338 to 1387 code for a protein of 349 amino acids.